AUGUCGCUCACCAACCAGAACGCCACCGCUGCCGCCUUCCGCGCCCUGCACCAGCCCGGUAACCCUCUUGUGGUGACCAACGUCCACGACGCCGCCACCGCGGACAUUGUCUCCUCCCUACCCACCUGCAAGGCCGUCGCCACAGGCUCGUAUGCCAUUGCUGCCAUCGAGGGCGUUUAUGACGACGAUAUGACCAAGGAACAAAACAUGACCGCGAUCAGUAAGAUUGCCAAGGUAGUCGUCCCCAAGGGCAUCCCACUGACGGCAGACUUGCAGGACGGCUACGAUGAUCUGGCGGACACGAUCAAGCAAGUCAUCGCUUUGGGUGUCGUCGGCUGUAACUUAGAGGAUGUGGAUUCCAAGCAACGCAAGCUGCGCUCCUUUGACGACGCUGUGUCCCGCGUCAAGAUUGCGGUCGAGGCCGCCAAGGCUGCGGGUCUACCCGAGUUUGCCGUCAACGCACGCACGGAUGUCUUGGGUCAUGGUGGCACGGUCGAAGACGCGAUUGCGCGUGGCAAGGCGUUUUUGGAGGCCGGCGCCAACACGGUCUUUGUCUGGGGUGGACCCAGUGGUCGUGGUGUAUCGCGCGAGGAGGUCAAGCAGUUGGUCACCGGAUUGAACGGACGUUUGAAUGUCAUUCUACGAUUAGGCGAGGGUUACCUGACUGUACCCGAGUUGCGCGAGUUGGGCGUCGCCCGUAUCUCGGUCGGUCCAGGCCUUUUCCGGGUCGCGAUGAACGCAUACAAGCAGGCGGCGGAGCAGCUGCUGGCUGCUUGA
Molecule: messenger RNA, 777 nt
Organism: Linnemannia hyalina
Lineage: Eukaryota; Fungi; Mortierellomycota; Mortierellomycetes; Mortierellales; Mortierellaceae
Source: the annotation of a GenBank genome assembly